UAUAGGAGAAUUUAGAGACGGAAAAAGAUACAAGGAAGAAGAGAAUAUUUUUAAACUUUGAAAAGCUGAGGUGGCGUCGACGCAGUUUCAACCGAUCUCUGCAACGACCAAAAAGCUGUUGAGAGUUGAGACAUGGAAGAACAAGAAAUCGAGAUUGGAUAAAGACAAACCAUUCUAUGAACACCUCAGCUCCGUAUGAACAACGGUUUAUAUUUAGAACCAUUUAGUCAGAGAUGCUUUUUUGGUAAUAGACCUCUUUUAGUCAGAGAGAUACAGAGGAGGAAGAAGAAGUAGCGAAGGAAUCAGAAUCGGCAAAAUGAGGAUUGAUGCGGAGAAUGAUGGAGUAUCGGCGUCAAGGAAUCACUUGGUCUUCGCUUACUAUGUAACCGGCCAUGGAUUCGGCCACGCCACUCGCGUCGUUGAGGUGGUUCGGCAUCUAAUUCUCGCGGGACAUGAUGUGCACGUCGUUACUGGAGCUCCUGACUUCGUUUUCACUUCGGCAAUAGAGUCCCCUAGGCUUUUUAUUCGCAAGGUGCUGCUUGACUGCGGAGCAGUUCAGGCUGAUGCAUUGACUGUCGAUCGCCUUGCCUCUUUGGAGAAGUAUUCAGAGACAGCAGUGGUACCCCGGGCUAAAAUUUUGGAAACAGAAGCAGAGUGGCUGAACUCCAUCAAAGCUGACUUAGUGGUCUCAGAUGUUGUUCCAGUUGCAUGCCGUGCAGCUGCAGAUGCUGGAAUUCGCUCUGUUUGUGUUACCAACUUCAGUUGGGACUUCAUCUAUGCAGAGUAUGUGAUGGCUGCUGGAAACCAUCAUCGUUCCAUAGUUUGGCAGAUCGCAGAAGAUUACUCUCACUGUGAGUUUCUGAUCCGCCUCCCAGGAUACUGCCCGAUGCCUGCUUUCCGUGAUGUGAUUGAUGUACCUCUGGUUGUUAGGAGGUUGUACAAAUCCCGCAAAGAGGUGAGGAAGGAACUUGGAAUCGGAGAUGAUGUGAAAGUAGUUAUCCUCAACUUUGGUGGACAGCCUGCAGGCUGGAAGUUGAAGGAGGAGUAUUUACCUUCUGGCUGGUUGUGCCUGGUUUGCGGUGGUUCUGACGGCCAGGAGCUUCCUCCAAAUUUCAUGAAGCUUGCAAAAGAUGUAUAUACACCUGAUGUUAUGGCAGCAUCUGACUGUAUGCUUGGAAAAAUUGGAUAUGGCACUGUGAGUGAAGCAUUGGCAUACAAACUGCCAUUUGUCUUUGUACGCAGAGAUUAUUUCAAUGAAGAACCUUUCUUGAGAAAUAUGCUCGAGUAUUAUCAAGGUGGGGUUGAGAUGAUUAGGAGGGAUUUACUCACUGGUCACUGGGAACCUUACCUUCUACGUGCAAUCAGUUUGAAACCAUGCUAUGAAGGUGGCAUCAAUGGUGGUGAGGUGGCAGCGCACAUCUUGCAGGAGACGGCUAUUGGGAAAAACUGGGCAUCAGAUAAGCUAAGUGGGGCAAGAAGGUUGCGUGAUGCCAUAGUUCUUGGGUAUCAACUACAAAGGGUGCCUGGACGAGAUAUUUCCAUUCCUGAGUGGUAUGCAAAUGCUGAAAGUGAACUUGGUGUGCGUGGUGGAUCACCAACUUUCCAGAUAAGCGAGAGAAGCUCCCUAGUGAAGUCGUUCGUUGAGGACUUUGAGAUUCUCCAUGGAGAUCCUCAAGGUCUCUCAGAUACAAUGACUUUUCUGAAGAGCUUAGCAGAACUAGACAGUUUCUGUGACUCUGGACCUGAAAAACGUUGGAUGAGGGAGCGCAAGGCUGCAGCUGGACUGUUUAAUUGGAAGGAAGACAUUUUUGUCACAAGAGCACCUGGGCGCUUAGAUGUAAUGGGAGGGAUUGCUGACUAUUCAGGAAGCCUUGUCUUGCAGAUGCCAAUUAGAGAAGCCUGCCAUGUUGCUAUUCAAAGGAAUCAUCCGAGUAAACAUAGACUUUGGAAACAAGUGCAGGCUCGGCAGCAUGCCAAAGGACAAGGACCAACACCUGUCCUUCAAAUUGUAUCAUAUGGCUCAGAAUUGAGCAACCGUGGCCCAACCUUUGACAUGGAUCUAUCUGAUUUUAUGGAUGGAGAUAAGCCAUUGUCAUAUGAGAAGGCAAAGAGAUACUUUGCUCAAGAUCCUUCUCAAAAAUGGGCAGCAUAUGUUGCAGGUGCAAUUCUGGUUUUAAUGACAGAAUUAGACGUCCGUUUUGAAGAUAGUAUCAGUAUGCUGGUUUGCUCUACAGUACCUGAAGGCAAAGGUGUAUCUUCUUCUGCCUCUGUGGAGGUUGCUAGCAUGUCUGCCAUAGCUGCUGCUCAUGAAUUAACAAUCAGUCCCAGAGAUCUUGCUUUGCUUUGCCAAAAGGUGGAGAAUCAUAUUGUUGGAGCUCCAUGUGGUGUUAUGGACCAGAUGGCUUCAGCUUGUGGUGAAGCUGACAAACUUCUUGCAAUGGUGUGCCAGCCAGCUGAGGUUCUUGGACUUGUAGAAAUUCCUGAGCAUAUUCGGUUCUGGGGAAUUGAUUCAGGAAUACGGCACAGUGUGGGAGGUGCCGACUAUGGAUCUGUCAGAGUAGGUGCCUUUAUGGGUCGAAAGAUGAUAAAGUCUGUAGCAUCAUCUGCUUUGUCUCGAUUACUGCCAAGUGCAAAUGGGUUAAAUUCGUAUCCAAGUGGAUUAAGCCCAGAUGAAUUACAGGAUGAAGGUGUUGACCUUCUGAAAGCUGAAGCUUCUUUAGAUUAUCUAUGCAACUUGUCACCUCACAGAUAUGACGCCCGGUAUGCUAAGCUGCUUCCAGAAUCCAUACUUGGUGAGACAUUUCUGGAGAACUAUGUUGACCACAAUGAUGCAGUCACAGUAAUUGAUCCAAAGCGUAAUUAUGGAGUAACAGCAUCUGCAAGACAUCCCAUAUACGAGAAUUUCCGUGUCAAGGCCUUCAAAGCAUUGCUAACAUCGGCGUCUUCAGAUGAACAACUUACAUCUCUUGGAGAGCUAUUGUAUCAGUGCCACUACAGCUACGGUGCUUGUGGACUUGGCUCCGAUGGGACAGACAGGCUUGUACAGUUGGUACAGGAAAAGCAGCAUGGCAAAUCUUCUAAACAUGACGACGGCACAUUAUAUGGAGCCAAGAUCACAGGGGGAGGUUCUGGAGGAACAGUUUGUGUAAUUGGCCGUAAUUGUCUACAAAGUAGCCAACAAAUUCUUGAGAUUCAACAGAGAUACAAGGGUGCAACAGGCUAUUUGCCAUAUGUUUUCGAGGGUUCAUCACCAGGUGCUGGGAAGUUUGGAUAUUUAAGAAUACGCCGCCGUGCAUCUACCUUGGAGCUUUGAUGAAUUUCUUUGUUAUUAAGAAAAAGAUCAUUUUAAUAAGUUGGGGGAUAAUAUAAUUAUUUAUAAUAAUUCCUUCAGUUGGGUAAUAAUUUAAAACAGGAAAAUUAUCCUUCUGUUUCUGGUUACUUUCCUGAGCUGACUGAUUAAAAUGAAUGAACAAGUGUACCAGCAAGAAUUAUAUUAUAAAUUCAUUAUUUUCUC
Ziziphus jujuba (common jujube) is the source of this 3514-nucleotide messenger RNA. RefSeq names its product L-arabinokinase. The transcript has 30 exons. Lineage: Eukaryota; Viridiplantae; Streptophyta; Magnoliopsida; Rosales; Rhamnaceae. Bases 317 to 3313 code for a protein of 998 amino acids. The record is from RefSeq and is a predicted model, not a curated record. Gene Ontology annotation, molecular function: ATP binding.